Molecule: messenger RNA, 3974 nt
Organism: Phalacrocorax carbo (great cormorant)
Lineage: Eukaryota; Metazoa; Chordata; Aves; Suliformes; Phalacrocoracidae
Source: RefSeq, a predicted model, not a curated record
GGAGCGGCGCGGGGUGAUGGAGCCGCGGGCCCUCGCCGCCCGCGCGCCGGUACGCAGCGCCCGCUGAGGCCCGGCCGCCGCCGCUGUAGCGCGGCCGCCCCCCGCCGCCGCCUCCUCCUCCCGCCGCCGCCGCCGCCGCCCGCCCACCCCCGGGAAAUGGCCACCGAGCCCCCGCGGCCGGCGCCGCCCGCGGCGGGGCGCCCCGAGGGCGGGUGCGGGCGCUGCGCGGGCGGCGAGGCGGAGGAGGCCGCGGCCCAGCCGGCGCUCGGCGCCUCCCCGGGCCCCGCGGCGGCAGCGGCGGCGGCGGGGGGCGGCCGGCGGCGGGGGCUGAACGGCUGCGUGCCGCUGUCGCACCAGGUGGCGGGGCACAUGUACGGCAAGGAUAAAGGCGGCAUACUGCAGCAUCCAGAUGGGACUGUCCUGAAGCAGUUGCAGCCACCACCUCGUGGUCCCAGGGAGCAGGAGUUCUACAACAAGGUUUAUGACUCCGACUGUUGCGACAGCAUUCUUCUGGAGCUGCGGGAAUAUCUGCCAAAAUACUUCGGUGUCUGGUCACCACCUACUGCACCAAAUGAUACGUAUCUAAAACUGGAAGAUGUGACCUGUAAGUUUAAUAAGCCUUGCAUAAUGGAUGUAAAAAUAGGUCAGAAAAGUUACGAUCCGUACGCUUCAGCUGAGAAGAUACAGCAGCAGGUCAGCAAGUACCCGCUGAUGGAGGAGAUUGGCUUUCUCGUACUUGGCAUGAGGGUUUACCAUGUCUCUUCAGACAGCUAUGAGACACAAAACCAGCACUACGGAAGGAGCUUGACAAAGGAAACAGUAAAGGACGGCAUCUCCAAGUUUUUCCACAAUGGGUACUGCUUGAGAAAAGACGCAAUAGCUGCCAGCAUCCAGAAGAUUGAAAAAAUUUUGGAGUGGUUUGAGGGCCAGAAGCAACUCAACUUUUAUGCAAGCUCGUUACUGUUUGUUUAUGAAGGUUCAUGUCAGGCAACAACUGUGAGGUUGAGUGAUGUCACCUUGGCAGAGAAGAGAGGAGUGCCCAAAGGACUGUUAUCAGGUGGAGACAUACUGGAGUAUAAUAAUAAUAUUCACGUAAUAAAUUCUACAGAGAAUGGAAAAAUUGAGGCCUCUGUAAGUAAAGGCUUGUCCAAAUUUUAUGCACUUCACAAAAAGGCAUAUUCUAAGAGGCACCACAGCCAACUCUCACUAAAAGUUGAAAACUUGGAGCAAGACAACGUGUGGAAAAGCAGCACGUGCAUUACACAGGAGCAUCUGAACGGAAACGUUAUACCCCAACUGGAAAAAGUUUUCUGUCACAUGCCAGCGGAGAUCAAGGAAAGCGCGGAUGUUGAAGUCCGAAUGAUAGAUUUUGCUCACGUGUUUCCUAGCAACACAAAGGAUGAGGGCUACAUUUAUGGUCUGAAGAACUUAAUCACAGUACUUCAAAAUAUUUUGGAUAACUAAAUUCUUUGCUAUGGUUUUUACUGGGGGCCAAUGAUAAAGAAGAGCAACAACAUGAAGAAUUUCUGCACUUGUAAUGCUGUAUAACUGGUUUUGUAUUGUUCUAUAUUUUAUUUGUCUUUGUACUUUUGGUAGAAGGGUUUAACUUUUUAUAAUCUCACUCAGGAAAAUAAUUGAUAGUUAAUUAGGGCGUGUGAAAGGAUGAAGAUGCUUGAGAUUAAGCAGGAUAGGUAAAUUAGGCGGAUGAAAUGCAUAUGGUUGGCUUCAAUCCGAGGAGUACAGUUGAACAAUAAGAAAGGGUUAUGUUAGUUCCCAUAAUGACUUUAGAGUAGAUAACAUUUGCCCACUUAGCCUUGAUACUGAGCCGUAUCUCCAAUAACAGUUUUUUAGAAAAUGGACUGAAAACUAUGAAGUGCAGGAUUGAUGUCCUCGGUACUGCCCUCUUGUGUUUACGGUAUUUAAAUAACUGGAGUUCACCCUACUUGGAGAGAAACCCCAUUCUGAGUCAGUAGGCUAACCUGGAAGCCAGCGUAUCAAAACGUGCUUUUCAAUGUCACGGGAGGAUGUUGCUGUUAUCUCAGCGUUGGUGCGGGCGCUGCCCCGCUUGGCGGUUGUGGGUAGCUGAUGUUCACCACAGACAAGCUACGACGUAGUUUGCGUUGAGGUGCUAAGAAAAUGCUGGAGUAAAAUUUGGUAACAGGCUUAAACUGCACAACUGCUAGAGAAGCUGUUUGUUUCUAAGGAAGAGUAAAAAUGCAAAUGCGAGAUGUUCCAGGAACUAAUUUGGUUUAGAAGAUUAAGUCAAUCUGUUAAUGGAGUGUUUGAUGCUGUGACUAAGGGAAAUGCCUCACUCCUUUGUUCUGAUGGCCCUUCUCCAAAAACAUUGCUUUAAAAGCAAACUAAUUGAAUGGGGAAACAAAGCAUUUUGAGUAAGCGUACAGAGAUUUCCUCUAGCCGUUUGCCCGCUUGUAUUUUUGCAACAAGCGUUUCACAUUUCCACCGCUGGGGAGCGUCGACUGGAAACCACGAGGAGCAAUGCAGGUGAAGGACCCUUUACUGCGAAAAGAUCGAGUCCAGCCCUGGAACAACCAGACGUACCUCUGUUUGUCAUUCACAAUGGAGUUGUGGCUCUCUUACCCUGGGCUAAAGCCGGCUCUUUUUGUUUUGUUUUGUGUGUUUUUUUUUUCAAUGACAUCCAGGCAAGCUGUGUAAUUUGAAAGUUGUCCGACUUCCUUCUUUUCUAAAGCUUUCAUAUGGAAUAUUUGAGAUCAGGUUGGUGUAUGCAAAGCAUUUUUGGUGUGUCUCUGCUGUAUGUGGUGUGCGUGGCUGUCCUACCAAGCCUGUAUAGUCAGCUAUAUGAAAAGUCAGGAGGGAGAAGUCUUGCCGUACACAGAGCAAGACUUUAAUGCUUUAAGCAACCCCCAGAAGUAAAACUUCCAGAAUGGAUUUGGUCAUUGGAAAUGUACAUCUUUUACACAUGGAUUCAGUAUGAUGCUGGCCUUGCUGCUCUCUCUGUGCGAUGGUCUGCACUACGCACUCAUUUGUGCACAUGGCUUUGCAAGUUCUCAGUUUGACAGGUGCUUUCUAAAUCAGAAAGUGAUAAAUACUUUUUUAAACAAAUAUGCUGUUUUAAAUAAAGCUGAAAUUUUAGCUCUGUGAGAACCCAGGUUAAUUGGAAGAAACAGGGUAUUUCCUGUAGAACUACAUAGUUUAAACUUUAGAGCUUAUAUUGGCCAAUAGGUUCAAGAAUGAAACCAAUCUGUUAGUAACAUCAUGUUUUUGAAGCAUAGGAAAAGGCACUUGCUGGGGGUGGGGGGCAGUAUCAUCUUUUUGUAAAUUUUAUGCAAAUUAUGGUGAAGGCUGAGGGGGAAAUAUCAGGAAAAUAAAGUAUUUUUUUUCUACCUGGUAUUUCCAGCGCAUCAUAUAGUUAAUAUAUUCCCAACUCUCUGUGAAUUAAUUUAAGCCAUAUUCUAGGAAGAGUUUGUGGUUUUGUUUGCUUUGAUGCUGGCUUCUCUGUUAGGACUUUGUUGUUCUGUCCCGUGAAUAGUGAACACUAGAGUAGUCCAGGCCAGUAGUGGCCUGGUAUGAUAGAGUCACAAAGUUUUAUACAAACAUUUAUACAUCUGAAUUUUUGUCCUCUGUAAUUCAUCUCUUUUGGAUUUUAAUCCAUUUUGUGCCAGAGAAAUCAGACGUCUGCCUCAAAGGAGUCAGUUAUUGGAAAAUGACCUGUAUGCUCUUAGUAUAAGCGCAUUCUCCUGUCUCUGCUUUAAGAUAUACGUCUUCAGUGUUUGAAUGCUCUUUAUUGAUUGUUGUGUUGACUAUGGCUGUGUUUGUAAUGCACCUGGAAUAUUGUUAAACUGUCAGAAUAUUUUGAAUAAAAAAAAUAAAAUAAUUUUAUGAUGUUUUUUUACCGGUAGUUAUUAUGGAUGUAUUUCUGUUAAUUUAAAAUGUAGCUUGAGAGAUAACAGUAUUUUUAAUUGGAAGUUGUGUAAAUAAAGCUUGCUGUAGAGGUG